UUAUUCACUGAGCGAUGCUUCAGAACUGACACACGUGACAAUACCACGGCCAAAGUCUACCGAAACCAUUCCGAUCGCUCCCCAACCCGUGACUAAAAUACCGAAGUAAGGAGUCAUUUUUCAGGAAACUCCGCAGGUCGGCGGACGAAAGCGCCACACUGUUCGUUCUCCCGAAAUAGCCAUACGCCAAAAGAAACAAAAGAAAAAGGCGAAACGACAGCGCGGCGUCUAAACGAGGCCGACCCCGCAGCAACCGCAUGCAAAUAUAGGACGUAGGCUUCGGGCAACAACAAUUUUCAAUCUCGGAAUCGAGGAGGCCGUGUUCAUUGUCACGCGACCCACCACGACCAUCGCAGAACCAGCCGCCGUCGUCCGUCAAGAAUCUGAAAAAUCCGCAGCACUGCUUCAGGAUGGCCAACGUCUUUGUCGGGUUUCACGACAACCGUAGCUGUAACCGAAUCCUUAAACCGCCGGGAGGCGGUACCUCCAAUAUCUUCGGCACCGACCGUAUGCCGGACGUGGUGCCUCUGACGCUUCCAAAACUGGAUAAAGCUUCUAGCGUACAGGAGACGUUGCAAUCGGAAGUCGUCGCGACGACCGCGUCACUUGACGGGACCGCGGCGUCCGACACGAAACAACAAGCCGCCGAAGAAAUGGUACCGGACGUCGUCGCGGCGACGACGGACAACAUCGGAAGCUUGCAGAUCCAAGAAUCGCGAGACGACUCCACCACUACGAAAUCGACCGAAAUUGAUUCUGUGGUGACGAGCAGCGUCGUGACUCGAACCGUAGAAGUAAAGUCGGCGAGCAAAAGCUCGACGAUCGCGGACGUCUUAAAACAAGAGGGCGUGGCGGUGGAAGAUGUAGAUUUGGCGAAGAAACCGAAGAUCAAGUCCCCCAACAGGGUGCCCCCGGGCGGCUAUUCCUCCGGGCUGUGGUAAAACUGUCCGAUUGUCGAAAUGUCAAAAAUUAUUCCUAUUUAGCCUUUUUUCGCGGUUCGCAAUGCUACUGUAUUGACAAUAAAUUAUAUAAUACCAUUUCCUAAUAUAUUUU
Cylas formicarius (sweet potato weevil) is the source of this 1053-nucleotide messenger RNA. RefSeq lists its product as uncharacterized. Bases 411 to 941 code for a protein of 176 amino acids. Lineage: Eukaryota; Metazoa; Arthropoda; Insecta; Coleoptera; Brentidae. The record is from RefSeq and is a predicted model, not a curated record. The transcript is spliced from 2 exons.